Messenger RNA from Chrysochloris asiatica (Cape golden mole), 1588 nucleotides. It is a transcript of the gene BROX, whose product is annotated as BRO1 domain and CAAX motif containing. NCBI's taxonomy places the organism in Eukaryota, Metazoa, Chordata, Mammalia, Afrosoricida, Chrysochloridae. The coding region runs from base 14 to 1249 and encodes 411 amino acids. The record is from RefSeq and is a predicted model, not a curated record. The transcript has 12 exons.
AUAUUUGGAGAAAAUGACCCACUGGUUUCAUAGAAACCCAUUAAAAGCCACAGCUCCUGUGUCUUUUAACUACUAUGGUGUAGUCACUGGCCCUGCUGCUUCAAAAAUUUGCAAUGAAUUGAGGUCAUCCAGAGCAAGGCUGCUUGAACUGUUGACUGAUUCGAACUGUAAUCCAGAAAUGAUGAAGAAUGCAGCAGAUUCAUAUUUUUCACUUUUACAAGGUUUUAUAAAUUCACUGGAUGAAUCUACCCAAGAAAGCAAGUUGCGAUAUAUUCAAAAUUUCAAGUGGACUGAUACACUACAAGGGCAGGUCCCAAGUGCGCAACAGGAUGCUGUUUUUGAAUUAAUUUCCAUGGGAUUUAAUGUAGCUUUAUGGUAUACCAAAUACGCUUCACGGCUGGCUGGAAAAGAAAACAUAACAGAAGAUGAAGCAAAAGAAGUUCAUCGAAGCCUAAAAAUUGCAGCUGGGGUUUUUAAACAUUUAAAGGAAAAUCAUAUCCCCAAACUAAUUACACCUGCAGAAAAGGGAAGAGAUUUAGAGGCACGACUCAUGGAUGCUUAUAUUAUCCAGUGCCAGGCUGAAGCGCAAGAAGUAACAAUUGCUCGAGCAAUUGAGCUCAAACAUGCCCCGAGACUAAUUGCUGCACUGGCAUAUGAAACAGCCAAUUUCUAUCAGAAAGCAGAUCAUACUUUAUCCAGUUUGGAGCCUGCAUACUCUGCAAAAUGGAGAAAAUAUCUUCACUUAAAAAUGUGUUUCUACACAGCAUAUGCUUAUUGUUACCAUGGUCAAACUUUAUUGGCUGGGGAUAAAUGUGGUGAAGCAAUCAGGUCUCUCCAAGAAGCAGAAAAACUUUAUGUAAAGGCAGAAGCAUUAUGCAAAGAGUAUGGUGAAACCAAAGGCCCUGGACCCACAGUCAAACCUUCCGGACACUUGUUCUUUCGGAAACUUGGAAAUCUUGUGAAGAACACCCUAGAAAAGUGCCAAAGGGAAAAUGGAUUUAUUUACUUCCAAAAAAUUCCAACAGAAGCCCCACAACUGGAACUUAAAGCAAAUUAUGGUCUUGUAGAGCCUGUACCUUUCGACUUUCCUCCUACAAAUGCUCAGUGGACACCAGAAACGUUGGCUGCAUUUGAUCUCACCAAAAGACCCAAGGAUGACAGUACCAAGCCCAAACCAGAAGAAGAAGUAAGACCUGUGAAAGAACCAGAUAUCAAACCUCAGAAGGACACUGGGUGCAACAUUUCCUAAAGUGUGUGGAUAUACACUUUGAAUUUCUGUACUUGUAGAUAAAGAUAAACUGGAACUGUAGUUCACAUUUCUUAAGAUCAUUUCUCUGGAGCCUAUAGAAUGAUUCAUUCCAUUCAGAGAAAAUAUGCCUUCACUUGAUCUGUUCUUGAUUUUCAUAUAGUGGAGAUGCUUCAUGCUUGGUUUCUAGACUCUCUUUUUCAAUCAAGACAACUUUUGAAAGAUUCUAGUGUGCCUCUAAAAGGUAUAUUUGGGGGAGUUGGGUCUUUUUUUUUUUCACUCUGGGCAGUUUCAAUUAGUAUAUUAAAGGUCAGAAUCAUGAGGUUUCAGAUAUAUUUUUCU